GUCACUCCAGAUAUUUUGUAUAUUUGGACGUGAUUAAACGUGCUUUUGAUGCCCAACAUUGGCACAAACGCUUCGCAGUCACAAAUCGUAUUUACAUGUAAUUAAAAUUAAAGACAAUUCGUUAAUUUGUGUAUUAAAAAGUAGAAAAAGACAGAAAAAAGAUGUCGGGUGACGUACAGCCAAGAAAACGUAAAGACAAAUCCAAAAAAAGAAAAGACGAAGAUGAGCCGGUGUCAAUUAGGGAGAAAAGAUCAUCUUCCGAACAUUCUCCUGACAUUCAAAUGCACAUUGAGAAAGAAAGUGAAACGGGAGGACAUUGGUGUGCAAAAAUCGUUUUUUUCUUCCUGUUGUCCAUUUUGAUUGGAUUGGUUGCUUUGAUUAUUAUUGAAAAUCGUGGAUUAACAGAAAUCGCACAACCUCAAGGCGAAUCUCGUUUUUCAGAAUACUUUGAAGGAUGGAUUGAAGAGCCUAAAGAUCAUGAAGAGGAUGAACAUCAUGUCACGGAAAGCUUACACGACGUAGAUGAUAAUGACCACGACAACGAACAAGAUGAAACGACAGUUUACGAAGAGGAAAAUUUAUCCCAACAAGAUAAUGAUUUAGAAGAAAGUCAAGAUCCUGUUUCUCAAGAAAAUGAAAUUGAUGAUCAGGAGGACAAUACUCCUGAAAAUGAUCAAAACAGUCAAGAAGAAGCUUCUGAAAAUGACAACGACAAUGACAAUGAUAUUGAUGAGACUAACAACAGUCAAGAAUAUGAUACUCCUGAGCAAUUUGAAGAUGAAAAUGAUGAAAAUGUUAGCAAAGCACAAGAACUUCAGUUAGAUGACGGAGAUUUGCCUUUUGAUGAGGAUACAACAGCAGAUUCUGCUGAACAAUUUUUCGACAAUGACGCAGGAGAAGAGCUUUAUGUUAAACGCAUGAGUGAAGAAAAAUUGGCAAAGUCAAAAGAAGCUGAAGCAAAAUCAGCUGAGCAAGACGAACCUCGUGGAUUAUCAUCAGAAACGUUCGAUAACAAUUUUGACCUUUUUGAAGAUGAUUUAAACGAAGCCAACGAUCAACUUGAUAAUAAUCCAAAAAAGGCCCUAAAACUGUUCGAAAAACUACUCAAAUAUCGACCAAAACAUCAGAGUGCUUUGAUUGGAAAAGCAAAUGCUUUGGAAAAAUUAGCCAAAAUAUACAAGGACAAUAGUUUGUUACGUGAAGCCAUUCACAUUUACGAGAGGUUGUUGUUAGACAAAAGUAUGGUAAUUCAAGAUGCAAAGUUGUUUGAAAACGUUGCCGUUGUUUGUGUCGAUCGAAUGACGUUUUUAGGCAACUUUAAUCGAGCUAUCGAAGUGCAAAAAGUUCUUGUCGAAAGAAUUCCCGAUAAUGUUAAUCAUAGAAAUCAGUUGGCUAUCAUUUAUUUGAUGAUCAAUCGGCUUUCCGAAGCAAAACACAUUUUACACGAAACUUUACUCAAAUUUCGUCAUAACGGAGUAGCGCUUGUUCAUUAUGGGUUUGUUCUGAAGCAACUUGAAAACGAUUUGGAGCAUGCUGUUAUUUUUCUUAAAGAAGGCAUUGAGUCCGGCGAAAAUGGCACACAAGAAGGUCUCUUCUUCAUGAAUUUGGGCGACGCGUUGACACGAUUAGGAAGAACAAUGGAAGCUCAAGAAAUUUACGAAGAAGGCGCACGUCGUGGUUUGUUCUUGUCGGCACAACAGCGAUCUUUGUACAACGUAAAUCGUUUGAAAUCAAAGCCAUUUUGGACAGUUGAAGAAACAACAUAUUCUCGGGAAUUAAAUUUGUUGCAAAAACAUUGGAGCAACAUACUAAAAGAGGGCGAGUAUGCAUUAGAUCUAUCACUCAAUGGAUACGUCAAUGAGAGUGAAAAUCUCCGAGAACGCGGCGAUUGGAAACAAUACGAAAUUUUUGCUCGGGGUCGUCGAAAUGUUACAAAUUGUCGAAACACGCCAUUUACGUGUGAUUUAAUUGAAAAAUUUACAGCAGCAUCGGGAUGUACACGAGGUCAAGUCAAAUAUAGUAUAAUGUUACCGCAAACGCAUGUUUGGGCACACACAGGACCAACAAAUUGUCGAUUAAGAGCUCAUCUUGGUUUACGUGUACCAUUGGGAACGUAUUUGAGAGUAUCAAAUGAGACAAGAUCAUGGAAAGAAAAAGAAUGGUUGAUAUUUGAUGACAGUUAUGAACAUGAAGUGUGGCAUAAUGGAACAGCAAGACGCUUAGUUUUGAUCGUCGAUGUCUGGCAUCCAGAAUUAACUGAAGACGAAAGAAGAAGCUUAUCUGCCAUCUAGUCAUAUUAAUAAAACAUAUAAGUACAUGCUAUAUGUUCCUUAAAACAUAAAAAAUCUCGAAGAACCAAAAAAAAAUCGUUACGCGACAAACAAUGUGAUCUCUAUAAAAGUGCCUUGGAUAAAACUUAAGAUAAAUUCAAUGUAUUUUGCAUUCGUAAAACAUUUUUUAAAUCAUCUCAGAUAAUUUUUCUUAUUUAAAGAUCACAGAGCAAUGGUACAUUUCAAAACAACGAUAUAUUUAAUCUGAGGUGUGAUUAAAAAUGUUUUUCGAAUGAGAAAAGGCUUUUAUUUAAUAUGAAAGAAUUUGUUAACAUUUCAUAUUUUUAUUUAUUUUUAACAUCAUAGAACGUACAUUCAACGUACACAAAGUUUUAUUUAAAAUAC
Culicoides brevitarsis is the source of this 2675-nucleotide messenger RNA. It is a transcript of the gene Asph, whose product is annotated as aspartyl/asparaginyl beta-hydroxylase. The coding region runs from base 162 to 2291 and encodes 709 amino acids. NCBI's taxonomy places the organism in Eukaryota, Metazoa, Arthropoda, Insecta, Diptera, Ceratopogonidae. The transcript has 8 exons. Gene Ontology annotation, cellular component: endoplasmic reticulum. The record is from RefSeq and is a predicted model, not a curated record. Gene Ontology annotation, molecular function: peptidyl-aspartic acid 3-dioxygenase activity; protein binding. Gene Ontology annotation, biological process: peptidyl-aspartic acid hydroxylation.